Messenger RNA from Sphaeramia orbicularis (orbiculate cardinalfish), 2026 nucleotides. RefSeq names its product integral membrane protein 2Cb (gene itm2cb). The transcript has 6 exons. Gene Ontology annotation, molecular function: amyloid-beta binding. The record is from RefSeq and is a predicted model, not a curated record. Lineage: Eukaryota; Metazoa; Chordata; Actinopteri; Kurtiformes; Apogonidae. Gene Ontology annotation, cellular component: plasma membrane; extracellular exosome; Golgi apparatus. Bases 170 to 940 code for a protein of 256 amino acids. Gene Ontology annotation, biological process: negative regulation of amyloid precursor protein biosynthetic process.
CUUGAGACCCACACAGUGCUUGUUCGUCAGAGAAGACGCUCUUCUGAGGUCACUGAGUCCCGGGGGCGAGACUGAGCCUUCCCUAUAUAAUCUUCCCGGUUUGGUGGAUGAAACCAGCGCACUAAAACAGAUAGGAGACAAAGCAAACACACACACUGAACAGAAAAACAUGGUGAAGAUCACCUUCCAGCCAGUUUCGGCGCAGAAACCUGAAAAAGACCAGGAUGGAGACAAGAUCAAUAUACCUCAGGCUCACGAGCAGCUGGUACUUCCUGUCAGGUCCAAGAAGCCUUUCCCAACUGGCCUGUGCUGCCUCACCUUUGGUCUGGUGGUCUUCAUGUUGGGAUUGAUACUGGCCUCCAUCUACGUCUAUCGCUACUAUUUUAUACCUCAACAGAUCCCAGAAGACAGUCUGUUCCACUGUCGGGUUGUCUAUGAGGACUCGGUGUACGCUCCUCUAAGGGGCCGGCAAGAACUGGAGGAAAAUGUCGGCAUUUACCUUGACGACAACUAUGAACAGAUUAGUGUACCCGUACCACACUUUGGAGGCAGCGACCCUGCUGACAUCAUUCAUGACUUUCAGAGGGGUCUCACAGCCUAUUAUGACAUUGCUCUGGACAAGUGCUACAUCACUGAGCUGAACACAACGUUGGUUAUGCCUCCACGCAAUCUGUGGGAGCUGCUCGUCAACGUCAAGAGAGGGACAUACCUUCCUCAGACUUACAUCAUCCAGGAAGAGAUGGUGGUGACGGGGAGGGUGAGGAGCAUGAGGCAGCUGGGCCCGUUCAUCCACCGGCUCUGCUACGGCAAAGAAACCUACCGCCUCAGACGCCGCAACCAGCGUAGACGUAUUGAAAGGCGUGAGACCAAGACCUGCCACAGCAUCCGUCAUUUUGAGAACACUUUUGUGGUUGAGACCGUAAUCUGCGACAGGCCGUAAAUCUGGAGCAGCAAUCACUGAAGCCAACUUAAAACCAUACCUCUUGAAUUCUUUAGGCUUAUAACUGCACUUUACGAGCAAGUAUUUGUCCAACGGUUUCAAUUCAGUGUUGUCGUUUUUUGUCUCUAGUUGGAAAUGCUCUUUUAUUUUAUUCAUGUACAAUGUUGAUGUCUUUUUUUAUUCAGAUGGUCUGUAUAUCUGGAUGAUGUUAUAAAUGUGUCUGGAUAUAUGUGUAGCUUAUCAUGUUGUGUAAAAUUGGAUGUCGAUGUGUGUUUUCAUCAAAAUACUUGAUUUCUUUGAUUGAUUUUAGAAACCCAGUGCACUGUGGACGAGGCUUCUUGCACUGUGUACUUAUAUGGAUAUCUGUUUUUUGGUUGUGUUUUAAUUUUGUUUUGAAUGUCAAAAAUGGCAAAACAUACCUCAUGUAGUUUAGACAUUUUUUUGUUUCGUUUAUUUAUGUUUCAUUUUUAAAUGGUGUAUAUAACUUUGAUUGUUCUUAAGCAAUAUAUACUGUAAAUUAAGUUUGUUCUGAAUUUCAUAUUGUUACAUGCAUAGAUUUUUAAAUGAAAUCAACUUGUUUUGUGAAGGAUCAUUUCUUUUAGUCUGUAAUUUCCUUUGGUAUCACACCUUCAUACUCCUUGGAUGUAAACGGCUUUAGACUGUACUUAGUAGCAGUGCUUUAGACGGACAGAAGGAACCAAAGUCUGCAGUCAGCGAUGCUUAAUGCUAAGGACAUAAAAGUUAAAGGAUGCUUUAUAGUUUAGAUCAAACUGUAGAUGAUAUCAAAGGCUAAAACUCUUUUUUGUCUUGCUCUUCCUCUUCUUCCCUUUGGAUUUGCCUGUUGUCUUUAGCUUUUGCUAAUUCCCAGGCCUUCCUAUCUUGGCAUUAUUAUUCCCACAGUGUUAAUCUGUCCCAACUUUAAAGGAAUUGGGGGUGUCUUUCUAAUGUACAACUUGGAGCAAAUACAUCUAUGUUGAUAAGACUUGGUCAUGUUUGUCUUUCUCAUUGUCUGGAAUACAUUAUUUCGCUGUAUAUUAGAUUCUUCUUGUAAUAUCUUGCUGCUUUAAGAAUAAAUGAUCAACCUUU